GACACGCAUCCACCGGUCAAACGGCUGUUUUUUUUUUCAAGUGUAUGUCCCCACCCCGUCGCCGGUUCGCCCCAGCUGCUGGCGGUGCUGGUUUAUGUUCGGCCGUCUGCUUGCUAACGUGUCACAGAGGGCGCCGAGCUUGUUGAGCCGAGUGUUGCUGACAAUGAAGCCGCAGGUCGUGUUCGUGUUGGGCGGGCCUGGAGCCGGCAAGGGGACCCAGUGCUCCAAAAUCGUGGAGAACUACAACUACACCCACCUGUCAGCCGGGGAUUUACUCAGGGCCGAGCGAGCCAGAGAGGGUUCCGACGUCGGGCAGCUCAUCGCCAACUACAUCAAAGACGGCAAAAUUGUCCCGGUGGAGAUCACCAUCGGCUUGCUGAAGAAGGCGAUGGAGGAAACGAUGGAGAAGGAUGAGAAGAUGUGCAGUUUCCUUAUAGACGGUUUCCCUCGCAACGAGGACAACCUCGCCGGCUGGAACCGGGUCAUGGACGGCAAGGCGGACGUCAAAUUUGUGCUCUUCUUUGACUGCAACAACGAGAUUUGCAUCACCAGGUGUUUAGAAAGAGGAAGGAGCAGCGGGCGCACAGACGACAACAGAGAAAGCCUGGAGAAAAGAAUCCAAACCUAUCAGCAGUCCACACGACCAAUCAUUGACCUGUAUGAGACGCAAGGCAAGGUGCGCACCGUGGACGCCUCCCGCUCUGUGGACCAGGUGUUUGCGGACGUUAAAGCCAUCCUAGACAAAGAAGGCUGAGUUUCUUCACCUGCCAACACUCAUUUACAUUUUUAGUUGACUUUUUACCAACUGCGAUUACAUUAUAAUAAGUUUAUAUGUCGGUUCAUAUGGAUUUUUAUGUUUUGAUUUUCACGUCUUUUUGUAAAUGAAGCACUGUUUCCAUUACGUCACGAUUAUGGACGGGUUUUAGAGAAGCCUAGAAGCUACUUGUAAUCAAUCAGUUCGUCUUGUGUUAUCACAGUCUGAGGCCUUUGCAUUAAAGCGGACUGUCCCACCAGCCCGGAGCAACACUCCUCAUGUCCAUCACAGACCGCCACAGCCGUGGAAGCCUUUAAAAUGGUGUUCUUCACGGUUGUUUUCAGAGGAUCAUGACGCGAGAAGCAGCUGUCCUGCUUCAGACCAAAAGAGAGGCUUGACCUGGUGAAAGACAUGGAGUUGGGUAUUUACUCAGUAGCUAACCGUCUGUCGUUGAAAUAAAGUAGAUACGCACUGGUUUCAUGUUUAAUGUGCGCAGCAACAGUGGAUUUUUGAUUUUGUUUCUGUCACAUAAAGAGUUUGAUGUGUUUGGUUGAGUGAAGAAAAUCCGACACAUCGGUGUGCUUCGUCACAAGUUCGACUUUUUAGGCAGAAAAAAAAAAAAGAAAUUUAAAAUGAAGACUGUGUGAAACGUGUACCGUUUCUAUAGGAAUGAUCUUAAAUAUGAUAAAAUAAAAACAAUACAUUCUUCUCUUGA
Messenger RNA from Salarias fasciatus (jewelled blenny), 1469 nucleotides. It is a transcript of the gene cmpk1, whose product is annotated as cytidylate kinase. Gene Ontology annotation, molecular function: ATP binding. The record is from RefSeq and is a predicted model, not a curated record. Gene Ontology annotation, biological process: pyrimidine nucleotide biosynthetic process; 'de novo' pyrimidine nucleobase biosynthetic process. The coding region runs from base 95 to 754 and encodes 219 amino acids. The transcript has 6 exons. Lineage: Eukaryota; Metazoa; Chordata; Actinopteri; Blenniiformes; Blenniidae.